GGCGGAUGUACAGCAAAGGUAGGGGGGCAGUUGCCCCCAUCAAAGUGCUACUAACCUCUUACUAUUUAGUAAGAAAUAUCUCAGUCCAAUACGAUUGCCCCCAGUUAAAAAAUAAAAAUGCCCCCAGCAGACAACAAAGUAACCAAAUCGCAAAUCACGGCGUGAAAUCCCUAGCCUAAAACAGAGCUCGACAAGUCAAGAGCCUGGCGGAGUGUAGCCUGGAGUCGAGAGGAGCUGCGGAGUCGUUGCAGGCCUGCGGCGUUGCCUGAUUUCCUCUUGCACACCAAAGGGAAAAAGAGCAGAGAGAAGUCGAGAAUGGGGUCGAGAAAAUCAAAAGCUCCGGUUCCUAAUUCCAAAAGUGCAGUUUAAGUUAAACGGUGCCGUUUGCAAGACAAAAAAACACUAAAAUAAAACGACACCCAACAUGGAGUGAACGACAAUACACAGUUAAUACGAUAACUAUGGAGUCAUAAAACGAAGAGGCUCAAUCAAACCGGUGUGAUUUCAUCUCCAGGCCUGAAAAUGUGAAGAUUUAAGAGGCGUCGCCUAAUCUACCUACACAUUUGGUGAAGAAGCCAGAAGCUCCAGAAGCCGUGACUCACUGACUUGUGUAUUUGUUGUAUCUCCUGAGGUUGCUGUGAUGCACCCGCUCAAAUAAAGUUCUGGUUCCGCCACUGUCUAUGAGAAGGGUGUGCGUCAUUGUCGCUCACUUUGAUUUCAUCCCAACGAUUGGCUUUUUCUGUUCAAGAACUGCUCUUCGACUAUUCCAAUCUUCAUGUGCUAAGAAUACCCAUAAGAAAGAACCUUUUGUAACUUUCAACAAUGGGUGUUUUUCUCCUUCACCAUUGUUUUCUGAUGGACCUGCACGCUUGGGAAAGUGCAGAGUAGAACUUGUGGAUAGUGACACUUGGAGAGUGUCCUCAGACUUGGCAGAUGUAUGGAGGGGAAAUGUAGAUAGGGGAUCAAAGACAAAGGCUUUUCCUUGUAAUGAGGAAGGGGAUGUGGAAGAAAUGGCGAAAUAUGUGCCUCCAAACACGGAAGACCCUGGUUUUGAUGAAAUUGAGGAAAUGAGGAUCCGGGGAAACUUAUUUUAUAAGCUUGAUAAAGAUUCCAAAGAAUAUGAAGAGCAUAAGUUUGACUUCCAUGGUAGGAAUAGAAACAAAGGUGAUAAGAAAGAAAGUGCAAGAAACAUGGAAAAGGUAUGUAGUGCACCCUCUCGAAAUGAGAUAACCACUGAAUGUAGGAAAAAGGGGCAAGAAAAUAGGAAGGGGAAAGAAAAUAAGAAGCAAGAACAGAGCUUGGAAUUGACUAGGACUCCACAAUCAGAAAAGAAAAGCCAUUUGAUUCCUCGUCUUCAUGAAUUGGAAGGUUCUGGAGACGCCAAGACAAAAAGGACUCUAACUUUCAAUCAGAUUACAGCGCCUUAUCAUAUGCCGUUUUGUUUGGAUAUUUAUUUAUCUAAAGGGUCUGUACGAGCCAGCAUUAUUCACCGUCCAUCUAGCAAGGUUGUGGCUGUAGCACAUUCUAUAUCCAAGGACAUGAAAUUUGACUUGAAAUCAACCAAGAAUAGAGCUACUUGUAGCGCUGUAGGGGAAGUGCUGGCUCAAAGAGCCUUGGCAGAUGAUAUCCAUAAUGUGGUUUAUACACCCAGGAAGGGGGAACGAUUGGAUGGGAAAUUGCAGAUUGUACUCCAGGCUAUUAUUGAUGGUGGUAUUGAUGUGAAGGUGAAAUUAAAGCAGAGAAAACCCAAGAGAAGCCGCCUCCUCCCACCAAAAGCAUAGCAUUAACCAUUGAAGCUCUAUUCAACAGGAGGAGCAAGAUCUGUGAUGGGUAGAAAUCUAGUCCAGCAUUAGAAAAACAAGGGAGAAUCAUCUGAAAUAUAAGUGUGCGCCUAACUCCAUUUGUAUGAGGCCUUCUGGAAGCAGUCAGAAAACAAAUAUGUGCAGACUUGGCUCAGAUCCGGCAAUAUCAUACUAAUGUGGAGUUUAGAUGACGCUUGUGGUGCUAACAAUUUGUGUUAUGUCUUCGGUACCAAUCAAUUUUUUCUACCUGUCAAAGCAGAGAAUAUGAUACUAAUGUGGCUUGUAAUUGUAUUUGGCCUAUGUCAUAAAGGAGAAUUCAGUUUUCUGUUAUGUGAAUGACUAGUUUUUCACUUGUGUGCUGCACGGGAUAGCAAACUGACUACAUAGUCAACAGUCUGCUAAUUUAAUACUCUGUAUUAAUUUUGAUUUUAUUCCCAAGAAUCGUACCUCGUUGACAAAUUAGCAUAGCACUCUUUGAAAGUGAAAUAAUAUUAAGUUAAGCAAGCUUCUCCAAGAAUCAUGAUG
Messenger RNA from Cuscuta epithymum, 2327 nucleotides. The record is from the annotation of a GenBank genome assembly. Lineage: Eukaryota; Viridiplantae; Streptophyta; Magnoliopsida; Solanales; Convolvulaceae.